Molecule: messenger RNA, 909 nt
Organism: Zeugodacus cucurbitae (melon fly)
Lineage: Eukaryota; Metazoa; Arthropoda; Insecta; Diptera; Tephritidae
Gene: trsn
Product: translin
Exons: 5
Coding region: 96-800 (234 amino acids)
Biological process (GO): RNA metabolic process
Cellular component (GO): nucleus; cytoplasm
Molecular function (GO): RNA binding; single-stranded DNA binding; sequence-specific DNA binding
Source: RefSeq, a predicted model, not a curated record
ACACAUCACUAAUUCUCUCAUUUGUACCACAACUUGUAAACCGCAUCAAAACUUAUAUUACUACUUUUGUUAGUGUCUGUUAAUUGUUUGUAAAUAUGGCAAAUUUUGUUAAUUUAGAAGUGUUUUCCAACUACCAGAAGUACAUCGACAAUGAACAGGAAAUUCGUGAGAAUAUCAGAGUAAAAGUGCGAGAAAUCGAGCAUUUGGCCAAAGAAGCUACAAUCCAACUUCAAGUGAUUCAUUCAGAUUUAACAAAGAUUGAUAGUGCAUGCCAAGCGGCGCGUAAACAGAUAGCAUUAUGUGCCGAUGUCUACAAACAAUUGUCAGAGCUCAUUCCCGCCGGGCAGUAUUACCGUUACUCAGAUCACUGGACAUACAUAACACAGCGUCUGGUCUUUUUAAUUGCAAUGGUUAUAUAUUUAGAGGCCGGUUUUCUGGUAAAACGUGAGACCGUAGCUGAAAUGUUGGGCUUGCAAGUUAGUCACACACAAGGCUUUCAUCUGGACAUAGAAGACUAUUUAAUGGGUAUUCUACAAAUGGCUUCUGAACUAUCACGCUUUGCCACCAACUCAGUAACCAUGGGAGAUUAUGAUCGUCCCUUGAAUAUUUCACAUUUCAUGGCAAAUUUAAAUUCUGGCUUUCGUCUACUAAAUCUAAAAAAUGAUGGUUUGCGCAAGCGUUUUGAUGCCUUAAAAUAUGACGUGAAAAAAAUCGAAGAAGUUGUUUAUGAUAUCAGUAUACGUGGAUUGCGCAACGAAACGGCACAAUCAACAGUAGAAGAUGUAGCAGAAACCAACUAAUAUGUUUAAGGCGUACAUUUAUAAUUGCUACUUAAUUUAAUUUAUGCUGAUAAUUAAUUGGACUAAAACAAAAAUAAAUAAAAAUGUGACUAUUUGCAGUGCAAGAGAA